This is a messenger RNA of Fusarium coffeatum, 1695 nucleotides long. RefSeq lists its product as uncharacterized. Gene Ontology annotation, molecular function: GTP binding. Lineage: Eukaryota; Fungi; Ascomycota; Sordariomycetes; Hypocreales; Nectriaceae. The record is from RefSeq and is a predicted model, not a curated record. The coding region runs from base 1 to 1695 and encodes 564 amino acids. The transcript has 3 exons.
AUGGAUGAGCACAGUCCGACCGUCGAAGCGUUGAUCGAACAAGCCGAGUCUUUUAGAACGUUCAUAGGUCUCACGGAACCACGACUGACGGAUCGAUUCUUUCUUGUCACCGGUAUUACAGGAGCAGGAAAAAGUUCCUUUAUUUCGAGUUGCACGGGACUUAGCACGGUCGUUAGCCAUGGGCUGUAUUCGUGUACGAAGUCUAUCGCCGUUUUCCAGUAUGAGCACGAGGGUCAACGUGUUUAUCUGAUCGAUACCCCGGGUUUCAACGACACGAUUAGAUCGGACAUCGACACAUUAGAAAUACUCGCCACUCAUCUCGGCGCAUCGUAUGCGAAUGGCGUGCGUAUACAUGGAAUCAUCAUGCUCCACUCAAUAUCCAGUAACCGGAUGUCUGGACCAAGUCGUUUCAACCUGACGCUUCUCAAAGCUAUUUGCGGGUCACCAAUUCACACGAAGCUGGUCAUUGUUACAACAAUGUGGCCAGAGCAUCCCGAUCUGAUCAGGAAGAGGGCCUUAGAAGAUCGAGAGAACGAGCUAGCAAGCGAAAAGAUUUGCUUUGGCGAGCUAAUAGCUCAAGGAGCGGCUAUGUUCAGGCACUACGAGAAUGGGCAUUGUGAUUCGCGGCUUCAAACUAUAUCAGCACGACGCAUCAUUUCUCAUCUUCUCAGCAGCCCGGGUCAUAACACGUCUCAUAUCCUUCAAUUACAAAGGGAAAUCGUCGAUGAGAGAAAGACCCUUGGACAGACCGCUGCUGGACUUGCUAUAGCAGAAAAGUUGCAAAAGGCGCUGCAUGAGAAUAAGCAGGUGAUGAAGACAUUUGAGUCUGAGACAACUACGCCCCGAUCUCGCAAGGACGAGCAGUAUGCGCUGCAAUUGCAAGCGCUCAAGUUGGAUACCAAUAAGAGUAUUCAAAAAGCAGAACAAGGACAGCAGAAGCUUACUAGGACGAUUGAAGACUUUCACGAAGCCGAAAAACAGGCUAUCGAGCAACGAAUUUCCGAUCUCAAUCAGCAAUUCCAAACCCAACUGGAGGCCAAAGAGAAGGAGUUCCAAGAAUUACAAGCGCUAUAUGACGAACAGUUCAAACAAGCGAUGCGCCAUUCAAAACAGAUAAAGGGAAAGAAAGGAGAACGGAGGAAGGUCAUUGUUUCCAAUAAGUCUUUGAAGAAGGCGAAAGAUAAUGUAGAUAAGAGCCGUAGGGACCGUGAAAGACUUCGUGAGUAUACUACCCAGGCGGUGGGCGGUGUAAUGAAUGGGAUUGCUGCAGGGGCUGUUGCCGGAGACAAUCACAGCAUCAAGAUGCCCGGCGAAAACCAGCAGCUCGAUCCCAUCAAGAAAGAUGGCCUUGUUUGUGUCCCCAAUGCCGACGUACACAGAAUGAAAGACCGUGAGGGUAAUGAGAUGACGACCGUUGUCAACUCUACGCCCGGUAGCAAUCAGGCAACCAACUUCGUGGCACCUACUCGUGAUGGAGGCUAUAUUGGGAGUUCAUCUACCGGGGCCAGCCUGGAACGAAUGAUUGAACGCGUCAAGUCAGAGACAGGAUGCGAGGUUCACUUUAAUAUCCAAUUCAAUAACGACGAGGAGCUAUCCAAGUUUGAGGAGAACGCCGUCGAGAAACGCGUGCUAUCCAACAAUGACCUCCCUGAGGCUAAGCCUUCUGAGCCCAAGACAAACACCAACAACGAGUAG